AAUUAGUCAGUGGCGACUUUUCUGUUUCGCGCCAUUGGAGUGUAUGGGCGCAUUUCCCGGUACCCGGUGAGGCGUUUCGGGCGCCCCUUACCCUUACCCAGCGGGACAUGCAUUGGGUACCCUGCAGGCUGGGCAUUUAUCCCCCCGGUACCGCCCAUGCCUGACUGUGCCGCAGUACCGGGACCGGGGGGGGGGGUCUCUAGCGCAGAGUGUGACCCUGACUGACCUCCAGCGGCCCCGCCCACUCACUCACGCAGCCCCUGUACCUUUAAAAGCUGGCCCCGCCCCUGUCGGUACAUGACGCGCUGAUUCAGAACAUUGGGGAUCAGUCCGGCUCCGAGCGCGGAAGAGAUAGUAGCACCAUGCCUCACCAGUACCCAGCACUGACCCCCGAGCAGAAGAAGGAGCUCCAUGACAUCGCCAAACGCAUUGUGGCCACUGGCAAGGGCAUCCUGGCAGCCGAUGAGUCCACAGGCAGCAUCGCUAAGCGCUUGAGUUCCAUCGGGGCAGAGAACACCGAGGAGAACCGCCGCUUAUACCGCCAGCUGCUCUUCACCGCCGACGACAGAGUGAACCCCUGCAUUGGGGGCGUCAUCACCUUCCACGAGACUCUCUACCACAAGAGCGACGAUGGCGUCGCCUUCACCGAAGUCAUCAAGAAAAAAGGGGGUGUCGUAGGCAUUAAGGUUGACAAAGGUGUCGUCCCUCUGGCUGGAACCAACGGUGAAACCACAACUCAAGGUCUCGACGGACUGUCCGAGCGCUGCGCCCAGUACAAGAAAGAUGGCGCUGACUUUGCCAAGUGGCGCUGCGUGCUCAAGAUCUCAGAACACACUCCCUCUCAUCUGGCCAUCAUUGAGAAUGCCAACGUAUUGGCUCGCUAUGCCAGCAUUUGCCAACAGAACGGAAUUGUCCCCAUUGUGGAGCCCGAGGUUCUCCCUGAUGGAGACCAUGACCUGAAGAGGUGCCAGUAUGUGACAGAGAAGGUCCUGGCUGCAGUGUACAAGGCUCUCAGCGACCACCACAUCUACCUGGAAGGGACCCUGCUGAAACCAAACAUGGUUACCCCCGGGCAUGCCUGCACCAAGAAGUACCCCCCUCAGGAGGUUGCUAUGGCAACAGUCACCGCCCUCAGGCGCACAGUGCCCCCUGCUGUUGGAGGAAUCACCUUCCUGUCCGGAGGUCAGAGUGAGGAAGAGGCCACCGUGCACCUCAAUGCCAUCAACCAGUGCCCCCUGAUCAAACCCUGGCCCCUGACCUUCUCCUACGGCCGUGCCCUUCAGGCCUCCGCCCUCAAAGCCUGGGGGGGCAAGAAGGAAAACACCAAGAAGGCCCAGGAGGAGUACGUCAAGCGUGCCCUGGCCAACAGCCUGGCAUGCCAAGGCAAAUACGUAGCCAGCGGAGAGGCGGGAGCUGCUGCCGGCGAGUCUCUCUUCGUAUCAAACCACGCCUACUAGACUUCCUACUCCUCCUAGUCACUGUGGUGGCCGCUUCCAUUUGCCUAGUGAGGGGCUCCUCCCCUGCAGAGCGGUUAGCCCCUCCCCAAUGUAGAGACCCGCCUGCGGAACAUUAGCUAAGCCAUUCCCCUUGCUGGAGAGAGAGAGAGACUGCGGACUGAGCGUUGCUAUGGUGAUUCCUGGACAGUCCAGCAGAGGGCGUGAAUGACGUGUGUGAGUGUGAGAGAGAGCGACUGUCUGUCUCCGGGCUACGUGCACCUCCUGUAUCUGUAUUCUCGGCUCUGAGUCACUGUUCUAUGUGUCACUGCUGAACAAACCCUCAAUAAAGCAGUUUCUGACCCACUCA
Messenger RNA from Xenopus tropicalis (tropical clawed frog), 1803 nucleotides. It is a transcript of the gene aldoa, whose product is annotated as aldolase, fructose-bisphosphate A. Gene Ontology annotation, biological process: glycolytic process. Lineage: Eukaryota; Metazoa; Chordata; Amphibia; Anura; Pipidae. Gene Ontology annotation, molecular function: fructose-bisphosphate aldolase activity. The record is from RefSeq and is marked provisional.